GCACCGGGGGAAGGAGCGUGGCAUCUGCCGCGGGGCUGAUUCCCCCCCCCCUUUCAGAAAUAAUGCUGUCAACAUGUCUGUGCAGUCAUUGCUUUGUGAGAGAGUCGCCGUUGCUAAGGAAUUAAUGAAGAGAGCAGAAGCCCUUUCCAGAUCACAGAAAGGAGGUAUAGAAGGUGGAGCAAAGCUAUGCAGCAAAUUGAAGGCCGAGUUGAAAUUCUUGCACAGGGUGGAGGCGGGGAAGGUGGCCAUUAAGGAGUCCCAUCUGCAGAGUACCAAUCUCACACAUCUCCGAGCCAUAAUUGAGUCAGCAGAGAACCUGGAGGAGGUCGUCAGUGUCUUUCAUGUCUUUGCCUAUGAAGACUGCUGUGGAGAAAAGCAAAUGCUGGUGGUAGAUGUUGUUGCAAAUGGUGGCCACACCUGGGUGAAAGCAAUUGGUCGAAAGGCUGAAGCUCUUCACAAUAUUUGGUUGGGCCGGGGCCAAUAUGGCGACAAAAGCAUCAUUGAGCAGGCGGAGGACUUCCUGCAAGCGAGCCGUCAGCAACCAGUGCAAUAUAGCAACCCCCAUAUUAUCUUUGCUUUUUAUAAUAGUGUGUCCAGUCCUAUGGCAGAGAGGCUGAAAGAGAUGGGCAUAUCCGUGCGGGGAGACGUAGUUGCUGUUAACUCUUUGGCAGAGCACUUGACUGAAGAGAGACACCUAAGUGCCAGUGAAUCUGAUGAAGAAAGCCCUGAGGUCCUGCAGGUGACCAGAGUAGACCGGGAGAAUUUAGUAGCCAGCAUUGCUUUUCCUACAGAGAUCAAAGUAGAUGUGUGCAAUAGGGUUAACUUGGACAUCACUACUUUAAUUACAUAUGUCUCUUCCCUUAGCUGUGGUGGCUGCUACUUCAUUUUUAAGGAGAAAGUGUUAACGGAGCAGGCAGCACAGGAAAGGAAGGAGAGAGUCCUGCCUCAGUUGGAGGAUUUCAUGAAGGGCAAGGAGCUGUUCGCUUGUGAAUCCGCAGUCAAAGAUUUUCAGUCAAUCUUAGAAACUCUAGGAGGACCUGGGGAGAAAGAUCGAGCCAUCUCUCUCAUGAAGAGAAUUAAUGUGGUGCCAGACCAGCCCUCUGACCGUGCCUUAAGACUAGUGGCUAGUUCAAAAAUUAACAGCCGCUCUCUAGCCAUCUUUGGGACAGGAGACACUUUAAAAGCCAUCACGAUGACCGCAAACAGCGGUUUUGUUAGGGCAGCAGCUAACCAAGGGGUUAAGUUUAGUGUGCUUAUCCAUCAGCCAAGGGCACUGACUGAAAGCAAGGAGUCUGUUGCCACGCCUUUACCAAAGAACUGCGCAGCUGAUAGUGGGCUUUGACUAAGCCAUCUAAUUAAGUAGUCAUUAAAAUAACUGUUUAAACGUGCUGCAGUGGAGGCAGUUCAAGAAAUAGAACUCUCAAAACAAUACAUUUUUUUCUUUUUGUGUGCCAGAUCCUGAUACGUGUAGUAAUUUACCUUCAAAUGAAAAAUUCAAGAAAAGCAGAAAAUCUGUACAUCAUUCAGAAUAGUAGUUGUAAUGGAUAAAAAAAUAUAAGUUAAAACACGUACAUCCUCUGUAUGUGGAAUUUUUGUUCUCAACUCAAUAGAGUAUACAAUAAUUUAUUCAUGGGGAUAACUGCAUUUAAGUGGAAAAUGUUAACUGUGUUCUACCUUAUUAAAAAGUUCAGUUA
Messenger RNA from Emys orbicularis (European pond turtle), 1694 nucleotides. RefSeq names its product chromosome 2 C7orf25 homolog (gene C2H7orf25). The record is from RefSeq and is a predicted model, not a curated record. Lineage: Eukaryota; Metazoa; Chordata; Testudines; Emydidae. The transcript is spliced from 2 exons. The coding region runs from base 74 to 1342 and encodes 422 amino acids.